AUGGAAGAAGAAUGGUUAUCUACACAUUUUGAUUUCGUUAUCAUUACAGUACCCAUUGGACAUUUAAAACAAUUUUCUUCAACAAUGUUCCUCCCUCAACUUCCAAAAAAUAAAUUAAAAAUAAUUGAAGCUAUAGGCUUUGGAAGCAUGGAAAAAGUUUUUCUGGUCUAUGAUAAACCCUUUUGGCCUGAAAAUAUGACUUCAUUAAUAGCUUUGAAUUGUAAUUAUGAAGAGGAGGAGGAGGGAAGGAUUAAAGACAGCCUUAAUACAUUACAACCACAUCCUUGGGCAAAGAAUAGGAUUCUCGUUCUCUGGCUUUCUGGUAAUGGUCCUCGUCUAGUAAAUGCUUUAACCGAUUCAAUGUUAUCCGAUUUAAUAACAAAGCAUCUGAGAGAAGUGUUGCAAGAUAAAAAUAUUCAGCCUCCAGUUAAAAUAAUUCGCACUAAAUGGCUAAAUGAUCAAAACUUUCUUGGUUCAUACACAUAUAUAACACCUCAAUCAAGUUUAAUUUCUGAUGACCCCUUCUCCAUUUUGGCAGAACCAAUUUAUUCAAAAAAGGAUCAAAAAUUAAAAUUAAUGUUUGCUGGAGAAGGGACACAUAGUCAAAUAUUCCAAACAACUAUUGGAGCUUUUGAAAGUGGACAAAGAGAAGCUGAACGAAUAAAAGAAUAUUUGAUUGGAAUUAAUAAAUGUUAA
Messenger RNA from Meloidogyne enterolobii, 696 nucleotides. NCBI's taxonomy places the organism in Eukaryota, Metazoa, Nematoda, Chromadorea, Rhabditida, Meloidogynidae. The record is from the annotation of a GenBank genome assembly.